Trichoplax adhaerens is the source of this 1035-nucleotide messenger RNA. RefSeq lists its product as uncharacterized. The transcript is spliced from 2 exons. The record is from RefSeq and is a predicted model, not a curated record. Gene Ontology annotation, cellular component: membrane. Gene Ontology annotation, molecular function: G protein-coupled receptor activity. Gene Ontology annotation, biological process: G protein-coupled receptor signaling pathway. Lineage: Eukaryota; Metazoa; Placozoa; Uniplacotomia; Trichoplacea; Trichoplacidae. The annotation marks the transcript as partial.
UUAAAUUUUGGGGUAUUCAGAUAUAUAAAUAGAAACGAACUGACCGACAUCGAGCCUGGCUCAUUUCAAAACUUGACGGAGCUUGGAAUAUUAUUAUCUACUCGAAGUUAUUUAUGCUGCAUGGUGCCUGCUAAAGUUACUACCUGUCAACCGUAUGAACAGAAAGGAUCUUUCUCCACGUGCCAUAACCUUUUAUCACACGUAUCUCUACAGCUAUUCAUAUGGAUUGUGGGCUGUUUCGCUUUCAUCGGCAAUAUCCUAGUUCUUGCUUUACAUAAGUUUGAAAGUAAAAGUCACGGCAAUAAUGUCCCUCGCAUUUUAAUAUCUAAUCUAGCAAUAGCAGAUUUCGUUAUGUCUAUUUAUUUACUUAUUAUUGCUAUUGCCGAUGGAUACUACACAGGAAGAUUUGCACAAUUGUCGGAGUCAUGGCUUUCAAGUGGUUAUUGCGCAUUUGCAUGCUUUCUGUGUUGUGUAUCUAGCCUAAUGUCUGUCUUUAUGAUGCUAUUAAUCAGUCUCGAUAGAUGGUUUUGUAUUGUCCAUCCAUUUUCAAGACAUAGGUUUAAUGCCAAAGCUGCAAUAGCAACUGUGUGCACAUUGUGGAUAUUCUGUUCUAUCUUCGUUGGUGUACCAGCUAUGAGCAGUAUCAACGCUUCGGCAGAGAACCGAUUAUAUGGAUACAGUAGUAUCUGUAUGGCGAGUAAUCUUACAAAUUCCACGUUUGCCAACUGGCUUGUAGCCUUUAUUGCUGUAACCAUAUGUUGCUGGAUUAUUACAGCACUAUUAUAUAUACAAAUAUUUUUGACAGUACAACAGAGUCAUAAAAAUGUUGCCAAAUCAAAUACUGCUAAUGAUAAAGCUAUGGCAAUUCGACUACUUUUAAUCUUGGUGACAGAUUUAAUCAGUUGGUUACCAUUUUAUAUAAUGACUUUAUUACAAUUAACAUAUUCAGAAGAUGUAAAUAUAAUUACACUGCAAUUUAUCAUUAUAUUCGCGUUGCCUAUCAAUUCAGCCGUGAACCCUUGUCUCUAUACACUA